AUGUGCUCCUCUUUAAUUAUCUCUGCCUUUUUUUCUUCUUUUACCCCAAAUUGUUGUAGGCCAACAGGUCAAGUGUUUGAAAGCCGUCGCGUCGUUUCCGGCAAGUCUUUCUCUUUGUUUUCCUAUCUCGUUGAUUCUCUCUUUCUCAAUUUCUUUUUAAUUCUCUCUCGCUUUAUUUCUCAUUCUCUCCUUUUUUUCUUUUCUUUCUUUUUCCAUCUCUCCCUUUUGGUUGUUUUCCUUCUCUAUUUAUCUUUUAUCCACUUUUUCUUCUUAUUCGCUCUCUCUCUCUCUCUCUCUCUCUCUCUCUCUCUUAAACUCCCACACCCACUGCCUCCCACACACACACACGCGCGCAUACAUACGAACACACACAUACCUAAAUUUUCAACUCCACCUUUCCUAAGGCUCAGCCAAACUAGACUUAAGACGGGUGACAAAAAAAAGAAGAAAAAAGGUUUGGGCAUUCGGCCUGUGGCUACUAAAAUUCCAGAACCUUUUCAGGCGCCAUAUGCAGACAUGAGAAGGAAGAAACGGUUAAUAUUACCAUUAUCAUACUCUCUUUGGUUUUUAAAUCCUCUCUUUCUUUCUCUCUCUCUCAUUUCCUCUCUCUUCUCCUCUCUCUUUAACUUUCUCUCUUUCACUGCUUCUUUUCUCUUUAUUUUCUCUCUAUCUCUCCCUUUCUCUCUUCCUUUUCCUUCUCUCUCUUUAACUCACUCUUUCUUUCUCUCUCAUUUCUCUCUCCCUUUCUCUCUUUCUUUUCCUUCUCUCUCUUUAACCCACUCUCUCUCUCUCUCUUUCUCUCUCAUAUCUCUCUCCCAAUCUCUCUUUCUUUUCCUUCUCUCUCUUUAA
Messenger RNA from Acanthosepion pharaonis, 849 nucleotides. NCBI's taxonomy places the organism in Eukaryota, Metazoa, Mollusca, Cephalopoda, Sepiida, Sepiidae. The record is from the annotation of a GenBank genome assembly.